Messenger RNA from Rhinolophus ferrumequinum (greater horseshoe bat), 5310 nucleotides. RefSeq names its product erythrocyte membrane protein band 4.1 like 5 (gene EPB41L5). Bases 177 to 1694 code for a protein of 505 amino acids. Gene Ontology annotation, cellular component: cytoskeleton. The transcript is spliced from 17 exons. NCBI's taxonomy places the organism in Eukaryota, Metazoa, Chordata, Mammalia, Chiroptera, Rhinolophidae. The record is from RefSeq and is a predicted model, not a curated record. Gene Ontology annotation, molecular function: cytoskeletal protein binding.
AGUUUAAGGGGCGGGUCGGAGGGCAGCCGGGGUCCUCCGGGGGAUUAACGUAGGGUGGGUUCGCGCCUCAGGCCGCCAUUUCUUGGCAUCUCCGGAGGAGCCGCCCCCUCUUCAGACUCGCUCGGGACCUCUCCCUUCUUGUCGCGGCUGCACCGUCGUCCCAGCCCAGUGACAAAAUGCUGAGCUUCUUCCGCAGAACACUCGGGCGUCGGUCAAUGCGUAAACAUGCUGAGAAGGAACGACUCCGAGAAGCUCAGCGAGCUGCCACACACAUUCCUGCAGCUGGAGAUGCUAAGUCCGUCAUCACGUGCCGGGUGUCCCUCCUGGAUGGUACUGAUGUCAGUGUGGACCUGCCGAAAAAAGCCAAAGGUCAAGAGCUGUUUGAUCAGAUUACAUACCACUUGGACCUUAUUGAAAGUGACUAUUUUGGACUGAGAUUUAUGGAUUCAGCACAAGUAGCACAUUGGUUGGAUAGUACAAAGAGCAUCAAAAAGCAAGUUAAAAUUGGUUCACCCUAUUGUCUGCAUUUUCGAGUUAAAUUUUAUUCCUCAGAACCAAAUAAUCUUCGUGAAGAGCUAACCCGGUAUUUAUUUGUUCUUCAGUUAAAACAAGAUAUUCUCAGUGGAAAAUUAGAAUGUCCUUUUGAUACAGCAGUUCAGUUGGCAGCUUAUAAUCUUCAAGCUGAACUUGGUGACUAUGAUCUUGCUGAACACAGUCCUGAGAUUGUAUCUGAGUUCAGGUUCCUGCCCAUUCAGACUGAAGAGAUGGAGCUGGCUAUUUUUGAGAAAUGGAAGGAAUACAGAGGUCAGACACCAGCACAAGCUGAAACCAAUUAUUUGAAUAAAGCCAAAUGGCUAGAAAUGUAUGGGGUUGAUAUGCAUGUGGUCAAGGCUAGAGACGGAAAUGACUAUAGCUUGGGACUAACCCCAACAGGAGUCCUUGUUUUUGAAGGAGAGACCAAAAUUGGCUUAUUUUUUUGGCCCAAGAUAACCAGGUUGGAUUUUAAGAAGAAUAAAUUAACGCUGGUGGUAGUAGAAGAUGAUGAUCAGGGCAAAGAGCAGGAGCAUACAUUUGUCUUUAGACUGGAUCAUCCAAAAGCUUGCAAACAUUUAUGGAAAUGUGCUGUGGAGCAUCAUGCCUUCUUCCGCCUCCGAGGCCCUGUCCAAAAGAAUUCUCAGCGAUCAGGAUUUAUUCGGCUAGGAUCACGAUUUAGAUAUAGCGGGAAAACUGAGUAUCAGACCACAAAAACCAAUAAAGCAAGAAGAUCAACAUCCUUUGAAAGAAGGCCCAGCAAACGAUAUUCUCGUCGGACUCUACAGAUGAAAGCAAGUACAGCAAAACCUGAAGAACUCAGUGUUCACAGUAAUGUUUCACCUCAGAGUAAUGGCUCUCAACAGGCUUGGGGUGUGAGAUCUCCUGUGCUUGUGACUCCUUCCGUUCCCUCAGGUCCUGUGCUGGUGGAGAUAGAGAAUCUUCCAAGAAGUCCUGGAACAGACCAGCAUGAUAGGAAAUGGCUCUCUGCUGCCAGUGACUGCUGUCAACGUGGUGGAAACCAGUGGAACACAAGAGCUUUGUCCCCACCCCAGCCUGCACAUAGAAACUACACUGACUUUGUCCUUGAGCACAAUGUGAAGAAUGCAGGCGUCCAUCAUGAUGUUCAUUUUCCUGGCCACGCAGCCAUGACUGAUAUAUGAGUGUUACAUCUCGUAGGCAUGGGGCCUCUGUCAUGCAUACGACAUGGGGCAUACAAGUUAAUGGUGUACAUUCUCUAGUGUUCAUAGGGGAUUGGUCACAUCAGGAGCAUUUGGGAGAAGUUAUUUUAUACUGAGUCACUGGUCGUGUAGUGUAGUUUGUAAUUGAAUUCUUCUAUGAAAGGGAAAAGGAUCUGAAGAAGCUGUAUGCCAUCAAUGAUAAUAACGAAUGUUUUUAUGUUGAUAGGGUAUGUAUGUCAUUGUAAAUUUGGAAAAGUUUUCCUUGAUUUUAACUUAACCACUCAUGUCUCAGGAGAAGGUUUGUAUUUGAGAAUACGCUGCCCAUUUUCACCCCACCUCGUGCUGUCCAAAUGAAGUGAGAAGAAUGAGUCACACUAAAACACACUCAGAAGGAAGCAUGUCCAGGCACGAGGUGUUAGUCUUUAGUGAUAGUUUUAGUUAAAACUGCUCUUAAUAACACUAUUUUUAAUACUUCUAAACUGACCUAUGCCUUAAUUUCUGUUAAGUGCCUAAGAUUCUAUAAUUUUCACUAAUACAAUAUUUAAUUAAAAACUUUUGCUUUUUAAUAAACACAAAUGUUUUAAUUUACCAAAAGGUCUAGAAGUCACAUUAAUUAUGUGAUUCAUGUAGAGAGAUAAAUCCGAAUGGUUACUUUUGUAUGGUUAACUUGGUUAACCAAUGGUUAACUGAAUAGUUUUCAUUGCUGCUGAAUGGUUGCACAAAAUGAAAAAUGUAUUUACGUUUGUUCGUUCACUUUUCUCUUCUUCAUCUCAUGCAUCUGAUAGCUUUCCAAGCUUUGCAACAGCCUCAUAAUCUGGCCUUGUAUUAUCUUUCAAUAAACUUCUGAAGCCAAAACUAUAUCACUUUAAAAUGGAUUGGAUAUAUUACUUUUUUUGGUCCUUUAUGAACUUCAAAAUGUAAUUAUCCAAGCUCUUUGGUUCAAUUUAUAGAGGCAGAUUAGCUGGAAAAUGUACAUUUCUAAUGUCAUGAGAACUGAUGUAAGGGAAGCAAUUCUUUUGUCUUUUUACAUUUUUUUAAAACUUUAACAAAAUUUCCAAACUUUUAAACUAUGUAUAUAGUAAUUUGAAAAUAUUUUAUAGUCUGAGAGUUUAUAACACUUUAAGAUAAUGAAGCUUCAUUAUAAACAACCUAACUUGUUUACCAUCCUGCUCACCUCAAAGGUCAGUCUUAUCCCUCUCUGAUAAACAAAGGUAAAGGCUUCAGAGGGCUUUAUUAUUGGACUCUUGGUUGCAAAUAUAAUAAAACUUGUCAAUAGAAGACAUAAGUAAGCAGAACUAAAUCAUAUUUAGGGAAUGAAAUUUAUAGGCAGCUUUCAAUUUGUGAGUCUAUCGCAAUCAUAGAUAAGGCGUGGAUGCUCAAAGUAUUCUUUAGUGAAUUUUGUAAAUGUGAAUAAAUGCGUAUCUUAAAUAGCCCAGCUCCCUAUCUCUGUAAGUCUAUCAUCAUUUAGUGAACUUAAAAUGGCCACUAAUUUAUGUGCAUCAUUGUUGUCUUAGACUUUACGUAGCUCACAUAAUUGUCAAGUAUUGUUGAUGGUGAUUUAUUUCUUAAAGGAAUUUGAGUCAUAGCAUUUUAAACACAGAAACGCUGGUUUGUGCUAUUACUGGGAGUGAAUAUGAUUAAGAACCUACAAUUUCUAUAAUAGAGACCAAAGAGGCAUAAUAGUAACAAAGCUUUACUGGUCUUUUAGAAAGUCCCAAAGUUUGACUUCUCUCACUUUAAAAUUAAUCCUGAAAUCUGAAGGUCAGCCUCAUAUGAAUUUUAACAGAAUCUUAACUUGGAGAAAUACCAGAAGGAUUAUAAUUGAAGAGUAAGAUCUUCAGUUUAUAUUGAAAGUGGUCAUUUCUAUACUUACCAUUUGAGUUAAUCAAUACUGUUACAUUUAAAAUGUAUUGAAAAAUCACAUCAUGGUUUUUCUUUGUUGGAAACUUUGUUGUAUAUUAAAUAGUUCAGCUGCAAAUUCCUGAUGAGAGAAACUGGGUUGGAGGAGUGAUGGUGGAAGAGGAGGCAGCAAAGAGGAUGAGGGAAGUAAAUGGCUAAGACUGGAUGGUAGUAAAAUCAAAUUGUCUAUUUUAUAGAAGUUCCCAUAUGCUCCAGGAUUUCCUAUCAAAUAUGUGAAUGCUUGUUCUUGCUGUUGAUGUUUUCAAGAUAGAUGUUUCCAGAGCUAUGAGGAAUUUACAGAUAGCUCAACCUAAAUUAAAUAGUCAUCAACCUAUUUAUACCAUGCAUUUAAUCGUGCUUAAAAGGUGAGUGAUUGUACAUCUUAGAUUAGGAAACUAAUAUCUGCCAGAGGCAUCUUCCUUUGUCACUAUCCUUUUGAUCAGAAGGAGCCAUCACCACUUCAAGAUCAUGUGAUUCAACUUCCGUGCCUUGGCUAAUUUUAUUGACCAUAAUAAAUUUUCACGUCCUAAAUUAGGUUGGUUAUAUUUCAAACCGAUGGGUUAUAUAUAUAAACCAUUCAAAUGGUUUACAGAGAUGGAAACUUACAGAAACACAGCUAAGCUAGUGACCUUCACACUUUUACACAUGAAAAUAAAUGAGUUUUUGCUGUCAUUAUUUCUUUUGAUAGUAAAAACUCUUCAGAGGUGUUUAUCUCUGUGUGUGGUCUAACCUUUCUGAUCUUGAUAGGGUAAUCAUAGAUACACUUUAAAAUGAAUUUACAGAGAAAACAAACUUUAUUUGUCCUACAGUGUAUAUAAUAUGACUAUAUUUUAAAAAGCAGCUAAUAUACAAACAUUCAAAUAUUGUAAUAUCACCAGUAUAAUUGAAAUCAUCUUUUUUUGGGGGAGGGGACUUUUUAAUUUAUUUAAAAUACUGAUACAGAAAGUGUUCUUUAUAACACUUGUAAAUCUCUGUUGUUAAAAUUGUGCAUGACAUAAAAGGUGCCAUGUAAACAUGUCAAAGUAUAAAAUUGAAGUGUGUCCUGAAAUGAAGGAUAGAAAGGCAGCUUGUUUCACAAUUAGCUGAGCUUUAAUUAUGGUAGUUUCUCUUAUUUACUAGAUUUUUCCAUAUUUACUUGAUUGGUACGCUAGUCAUUAUUUUGAUUCGUUUGAUACCUUGUUUGUCACUUUUCUCUGUCCCGUUUGUCACUUUUCUAUGUCCCGAUGUCAUGCAUUUAUUUCAUCUUUUCAUUUUGCCAAAACAGGAAAAUAGAUGAAGGGGUGGGGGUAAGGAGUGGAGGAAUUUGGUGUCUUUGGGUUUCAGGAGGAAGAAGAGGAUUGUGAAGAUGACUGGCUUCACAGACAUGAGAAGAGUAAUCCUCAACUUUGAUCCCUUCCAUAUGUAUUCACAGAUGUAAACUGAAAAAGUUGGGAGCUGAGUGUCCCAUAGUAGUGCAGCAUACUUUGAUGGUGGAAGCAGUAAUCAUUUGAACCAUGGUACUGUAACUACUUUGGUUGAGACACACUCUUCAUUUCUAAACCAUAGCUAAUUGCUUUGAAAGGCCAUUAUUUUUUUGUUAGGCUUUGAAUGUUGGGUUUGAAAAUAGUACUAUCAAGUUGGUGUUAAUUUAUUUUAUAUCCUUUCUAUAUAGGACUUGUCAUAAUGGAUUUGCAAAAAUAAAAUCAUCUUGUACUAGUAA